UAUGGCGGGUUUGGGUGGAAGCAGGCCCAUUUGGCAAUCUGGACCCAGCUAGGCGAUAAGAACGUUUUGUAAGGGCGGCAAACAGGAGGUUUGUGAGAGAGAAAGGGGAAGGGUAAGAGAGAUGUUGGCAGUUGUGCCACGGAGGUUAUCAUGGGGGCUCCCUCAUUUGCUGAGCACACGGAAGCAGAAACCUCCAACGUUCCGAAACUUCUCGGGUAAUGCUGCCGGAAACCGCUGUUUGGGCAAGUUUGAACUGAACCCUUCAACUUCCAACGACUUGGUUUCGGUUUCUGUGCCCAAACACUCUCCUCUCUCUGGAUUGGAGGAUCUACUUUUGAGCUUUAUCUCGGGCAAGAAGAAGGCCACAGAAGUUGCUCACUCGGUUUGGAAACGUGUGGUCCAAAAAGGAGAUACGGUAAUUGACGCCACUUGUGGCAAUGGCCAUGAUACCUUAGCAAUGCUCAAGAUGGUAGCUGAUGAAUCGGGUAAGGGUUCAGUUUAUGGAAUGGAUAUUCAGGAAGUUGCUUUACAGAAAACUUCUUCUUUGCUGGAAGAGUCGGUCAGUCCAAAAGAGAAAGAACUUGUUAAGCUCUUCUCCAAAUGUCACAGUAAAAUGCGUGAAGUUCUUCCGCAGGAUACAUGUGUUAGGCUUGUUGCUUUCAACCUAGGCUAUCUUCUUGGUGGCGACAAAACAAUAAUCACUGAAUCAGGAACAACACUGAAAGCACUGGAAGUUGCAAAAGAUAUCCUGCUGCCGGGAGGGCUUAUCAGCUUAGUGGUUUAUGUGGGGCAUCCUGGUGGAUGGGAAGAACUGCAGAUGGUACAACACUUUGUUUCUAAACUAUCCGUUGAGAAAUGGAUCUGCUGUGAGUAUCAGUCAUCAAACCGAUCAUGGUCUCCAAUACUUGUUUUCUUAUUCAAAAGAUGCUGAACCGCCAGGGGCUUGGAAAUCUAUUAUUCUAUGAUAAUAUUAUUGCAAGAAAACAAGCGGUUUCAAUAGCAAGAGGUCAAGGAAGUCAUUGCAACACAAUUUCUAGAACUUCAUCAUUGUCUUUAAAGGAUCUUUUGCGGAGGGAAAUUUAGCCUAGAAGUAUACCAAAAUUUGGGAGAUUAUUUAGUUUGCAAAGUUGGCUCACUCAAGGAUGUAUAUACCUGUCUAACAAUAUCUUUCAAUCAAGUACUCAGUGAAGUACUUAAUUAUUUGUUACUUUAAGGUAAAUAUAUUUUUAGCCAUCAGAUAGAUUUUUGUA
Molecule: messenger RNA, 1250 nt
Organism: Rosa rugosa (rugosa rose)
Lineage: Eukaryota; Viridiplantae; Streptophyta; Magnoliopsida; Rosales; Rosaceae
Product: tRNA (mnm(5)s(2)U34)-methyltransferase, chloroplastic
Exons: 6
Coding region: 122-931 (269 amino acids)
Source: RefSeq, a predicted model, not a curated record